UCCGUUCAUCGUGUCUCUUCAAAUUCAAAAUUUUUAUUCAUUAUUUUAGCAUACUUCAUAUCACUAAAUAAUUGUCAAAACGUUUGGUUUCACGACAUUGGUUGACGGCAAAUAAAUUACUUAAAACUAAGUUUACUGCCGCUUCCAAGGCGUCAGUGAGUCCGAAAUCAGAAACUCCGAGGUUCAAACUAUGAUCUUAUUACCAGAAUCACCAAACGUCUUGAAUAACAUAUAUUUAUGUACGCACCUUGGUGCGCACCCAGCCCCAUUACCCAUCGUCCUACUUUAAAUUUUAGAAGGCCAAAGUCGAAAAAUAAAAAUAAGAAAGUCACAUUGAUUGAUUGAUUUAACUUGACGUUGACAUCACAGAUAUUAUAAGUUGACAUCGGGUGGAUUGUAAAUUCAUAUCUGUGAAUUUUAAGGUUAUGUUGGUCGGUGCUAUAAUCAGUUUCCUUUAUUCUUUUUUAUUCGUAUUUAUUCCCAUCAUUUCCCGUUACAUAGAAAAAGAUUAAAAUUACGAGACCUAUUUCAACUACCUAUUUUUAUCUUUAUCGUUCAAAGUUUAGUUGAAACGAUAAAAACUAGUAGGUAAAAUACGUCAGCAACUGACCGCAGAUUUCAAAAUUUUCCUUAAAUAGAAGGACGAAUAAAGCAUGCCAAAGAAAAAGACUGGUCAAAGGAAGAAGGCUGAAAAGCAGAGGCAGCGGCAGAAAGAAAUUCGCAAUGCUCGCGAGAACGUUGACCUGGCGCAGCAUCCCUGCAACGUUCCCAUGGAAUGCGAUAAAUGUCAGAAAAAGCAGAAAAACCGAGCAUUCUGCUACUUCUGCCAGGCCCUGCAGAGACUGCCCACAUGUGCGCACUGUGGCAAGGUGAAAUGCAUGAGCAAGACCGGGGACUGCGUGGUCCGCCACGCCGGGGUCUUCACCACUGGACUAGGCAUGGUGGGUGCAAUCUGUGACUUCUGCGAGGCAUGGGUGUGCCAUGGUCGCAAGUGUCUCACCAGCCAUGCGUGCACAUGCCCGCUACAGGACGCCCUCUGUCUGGAGUGUGAGCGAGGUGUGUGGGAGCACGGAGGGCGCGUGUUCCGGUGCUGUUUCUGCAACGGGUUCCUGUGCGAGGAUGACCAGUUCGAGCACCAGGCCUCCUGCCAAGUGCUCGAGUCUGAGAACUACAAGUGUCAAUCCUGCAACCGGCUGGGGCAGUACUCGUGCCUGCGCUGCAAGACGUGCUUCUGCUCGGAGCACGUGCGGCGGCGCGGCGCCGGCCGGCCCGCGCGCGGCGCGCCGCCCUGCCCGCGCUGCCAGUACCCCACGCAGCUCACCGCCGACCUCAGCAUGUCCACGCGCUCUCACCGCUACGGGCGCCAGGGCGCGUCGCAGCCGCUGGACGACGACGACGACUACGGCAGCUACGGGGACUACACGCAGGGAGCCUCAUAUGGAGGAGAGGAGGGCGGAGGAGAGGAUGACUCGUCCUCGUACAGCGAGUCCGAUGAUGACUCGGACGAAGAGGAUGACUCGGACUCUGACUCAGAGCCCGGGGAGUCGAGCUCUGUGCCCGCGACUAAGGGCUCAUGAACCGAUAUCAAGAUACCGCGCUAGGAUUCAUGUUAACUGUGCAUCUUUAUAUCUAUAUGUUAUAACAAAUGAAUAUAUCUAUUAGCUA
Messenger RNA from Amyelois transitella, 1665 nucleotides. RefSeq names its product zinc finger protein 330 homolog (gene Noa36). Gene Ontology annotation, molecular function: zinc ion binding. Lineage: Eukaryota; Metazoa; Arthropoda; Insecta; Lepidoptera; Pyralidae. The record is from RefSeq and is a predicted model, not a curated record. Gene Ontology annotation, cellular component: nucleus. The transcript is spliced from 7 exons. Bases 654 to 1577 code for a protein of 307 amino acids.